AUGGAGGGACAGACCCCAGGAAGCAGAGGCCUUCCAGAAAAGCCUCACCCUGCCACAGCUGCUGCCACUCUGUCCUCGAUGGGCGCUGUCUUCAUCCUCAUGAAGUCAGCGCUGGGAGCUGGCCUGCUCAACUUCCCCUGGGCCUUCUCCAAAGCGGGCGGAGUGGUCCCUGCCUUCCUGGUGGAGCUGGUCUCCUUGGUAUUCUUGCUCAGCGGGCUGGUCAUCCUGGGCUAUGCUGCUGCUGUCAGUGGCCAGGCCACCUACCAGGGUGUGGUCAGGGGGCUGUGUGGCCCCGCCAUCGGGAAGCUGUGUGAGGCCUGCUUUCUCGUCAACCUGCUCAUGAUCUCCGUGGCCUUCCUCAGGGUGAUCGGGGACCAGCUGGAGAAGCUGUGUGACACCCUCCUGUCUGGCAACCCGUCCGCCCCGCAGCUGUGGUACGCAGACCAGCGCUUCACCCUGCCCCUGCUCUCCGCGCUGGUCAUCCUGCCCCUGUCUGCCCCGCGGGAGAUUGCCUUCCAGAAAUACACAAGCAUCCUAGGCACUCUGGCUGCCUGUUACCUGGCCCUGGUCAUCACCGUGCAGUACUACCUCUGGCCCCAGGGUCUCGUGCGUGAGUCCCGUCCUUCACUGAGCCCUACCUCCUGGACCUCUGUUUUCAGUGUCUUCCCCACCAUCUGCUUUGGGUUUCAGUGUCACGAAGCUGCCAUCUCCAUCUACUGCAGCAUGCGCAAACGGAGCCUCUCCCACUGGGCCCUGGUCUCUGUGCUGUCGUUGCUGGCCUGCUGCCUCAUCUAUUCCCUGACGGGGGUUUAUGGCUUCCUGACCUUUGGGACAGAAGUUUCUGCUGACGUCUUGAUGUCUUACCCAGGCAAUGACAUGGUCAUCAUUGUGGCCCGGGUCCUUUUUGCUGUCUCCAUCGUAACUGUCUACCCCAUCGUGCUCUUCCUGGGGAGGUCAGUGAUGCAGGACUUCUGGAGGAGGAGCUGCUUCGGGGGAUGGGGGCCCAGCGCCCUGGCCGACCCCUCAGGGCUGUGGAUCCGGGUGCCGCUGACCGUCCUGUGGGUCACCGUGACGCUCGCCAUGGCGCUGUUUAUGCCCGACCUGAGUGAGAUUGUCAGCAUCAUUGGAGGCAUCAGUUCCUUCUUCAUCUUCAUCUUCCCAGGUUUGUGCCUCGUCUGCGCAAUGGGGGUCGAGCCUAUAGGACCAAGAGUCAAGUGCUGCCUGGAGGUCUGGGGAGUGGUCUCUGUGGUGGUUGGCACCUUCAUCUUUGGGCAGAGCACGGUGGCAGCGGUCUGGGAGAUGUUCUGAUGGGCAGCCAGCGCCGGGCAGGAAGGGGCCUUCCGGGGACUGACCCUACGUGGUUCCGUGUGCAGCCAGGAAACCGAUGUCAUUUCUUUUCAUCAUAAAGAUGCUGGAGAGACUGAUGCCUUCCGCCUCCUUGGGCUGCUCGUUGGGCUCUGCUGGUUCGAAGGGUUUCUGGUACAAAGGUGAGGAAAGUUCUUAUGGCCGUGGGAUAAAUGACCAUAACUGCAUUCUGGUGGCUUAAAACAACAGACGCUUAUUGCAUCUCAUCUCUGGAGGCCAGGAGUCUGAAAUCACGUGUCAU
Molecule: messenger RNA, 1606 nt
Organism: Nomascus leucogenys (northern white-cheeked gibbon)
Lineage: Eukaryota; Metazoa; Chordata; Mammalia; Primates; Hylobatidae
Gene: SLC38A8
Product: solute carrier family 38 member 8
Biological process (GO): amino acid transmembrane transport
Molecular function (GO): amino acid transmembrane transporter activity
Source: RefSeq, a predicted model, not a curated record